Molecule: messenger RNA, 3936 nt
Organism: Dreissena polymorpha
Lineage: Eukaryota; Metazoa; Mollusca; Bivalvia; Myida; Dreissenidae
Product: cytosolic phospholipase A2-like
Exons: 16
Coding region: 403-3003 (866 amino acids)
Biological process (GO): glycerophospholipid catabolic process
Cellular component (GO): cytosol
Molecular function (GO): calcium-dependent phospholipid binding; calcium ion binding
Source: RefSeq, a predicted model, not a curated record
CCGUAUAUUGAUUUGAAUACGGGCAGAAUGUGUAAUAUAAAUACAAAUCACUUGAUGAUCUUAGUCUGAACGUGGGAUUUAUUUAGAUGAGAGCAACGGCAUGAUAAUGUUGAUAAUAAAAUAGUUAGCUUUUGGAGAUUAUAUUUAUUAAAAAUUAAUAUUUCUUUAGUCAUGCUGUAGAAAUGUGUGUUCAAUUUUCCAACUCAAUGGACCUCAAAGAUACUAGAAGAUUAUUGAGGCGUGGUGUCAUAUUUUAAUAUGUCUUAAACAAAUCACAACAGAACUGUACAAGGUUGAGAGGUUGAUUUUUUUUAUGUUGCUCAUAGCAACUAAAUAUCAGUAAAGACGUGUCCAGCAAAAAAUUAAUUUGGAAGUUACAUAGUAAUAUAUGACAUUAUAGUUAUGAGUGUAAAGAAAAUGAGUACCAGAGGAAAAACUGGGGAUGAUGUUGAACUCGAGUACUUUGAGAGGUCGAAACACAUCCACCGUGACUCGCUAACAACUGUGUACAGUGUAGACCACCAGCCAUGCAUGAUUUUAAACAUCAAAGUACUAAGAGGCUACAAUAUCACGAAAGGCUCAUCACUAAAAAAUUUCAUUGAUGUGCCAGAUCCCUAUAUCAAAGUGACAAUCAAGAACUCUCCUCACGGUGUACAGAGGACCAAGGCGAUCGACAAUGAUAUCAACCCAGUCUGGAAUGAGACCUUCCGUUUCUUUCUCGACCCAGAUAAAGAAAAUGACAUGGAACUUACUCUAAUGGACGCUAACUACACAAUCGACGAGCAUUUAUCAACAGUUACAAUUUCUCUCAAAGACAUGCCGCGGGAUAAGCCAAGAUAUGAGCGAGUCAAAUUCAACGGCACAUCAGAAGUUGAUAUAGAAAUGUGGACGGAAGAAGACCACAAUUCCCAGUUGCGUUACAGUCUCACACUGUGUGAUGAGGAGAAAGACUUUGUGGACAAGAGACGGUCCUGUGUGUAUCAGGCAAUGAAGGUCCAACUGGGGGACGAUGCUCCUUUAAAUGAAAAUGAGGUGCCCAUCAUAGGGGUGCUAGGUUCUGGCGGUGGAUUCAGAGCCAUGACGGCAUUCUCCGGGGUGAUGAGCGCCCUGGUAGAAUCCCAGAUAUCUGACAUGGUCAUGUACAAUGUGGGACUGUCUGGGUCAGCCUGGUAUCUAUCAACUUUAUAUUCCCACCCGGAUUGGCCCAAAAAAUCACCCAAAGAACUGCGUCAAGAGCUGAGGGACAGUAUAGAGUCCACCUGGGUCUGGAAACUGCUGGAUCCAACCAGUCUACUCCGGUACUUGUCACGUGUGCGGCAAAAGCGACGUGAGGGGCAGCCGGUCAGUUUCACAGAUCUGUUUGGACAUCUUGUGGGGGAGACGCUUUUGAAGAAUAGACUGGAGUCAAAGCUGAGUGACCAGCAGGAGAAGCUCAAAGAGGGGGCCAUACCGAUGCCAAUGUACUCCUGCCUGCAUGUGAAGAAGCAGGUGUCAGCAAUGGUCUUCCAUGAGUGGAUGGAGUUCAGCCCAUAUGAGAUCGGGAUGCCCAAGUACGGGACCUUCAUGAAGCCUGAGCUGUUUGGAAGCAAGUUCUUCAUGGGGCACCUUGUAAAGAAACAUGAGGAGCCCCCACUUCAUUUCCUUCAAGGCGUCUGGGGUAGUGCAUUUUGUAUACAGAUCAAGAGACUGAUUCACGAUGACAAGAAAGUCGGAGAGCUAGAAGCACUUGAGCAAGAAAGAGCCGACCUUGAAAGGGAGCUGUCAGAAGAAAUGUCCUGCCAGAGUGACGAAUCAAGCGACGCCAGUGACAAUGAGAGCGAAAGCGAAGGGACCAGUAAAAAACCCAAACCAGUAAACAACAAUGGCCACCCGGACUCCGCAACCUCCAAUGGAAGUCAGACAAAAAGCAAGGGUUGGUUCAGCUCGAUGUUUAGCUCUAUGCUUGAAAACAGCCCGCUACUGAAGUCCAUAGACGGCCGUGCGGCCAGUGUUCAUAACUUCAUGAGAGGCUUGUCGCUGUACAAGGCAUAUCCGUUCUCCCCAUUCACCUCUCUUGAUGGGAAAAAAAACGAGGACAAAUUAGCUGCCUCCAGCUAUUUCAGCUCAAAACUGAAGGCUUUGUCACCAAAGAAGAAAACUGUCCCUCUGGAUGAAGAUAUGGUGGAUGCAGCGUUCUCAAUGGAUCCUGGCACCUCUCACAAAAGAGAAGCCUCGCAUAGAUGGAAGUGCAAAAAAAACUCCAAAACGUGUUCUAGUGAAUCAGGUGGUUCCCACUCAGGUGAUGACAAGUUUGACGGGAUCUUUGAGAUGUACCCAACGUCGAUCAAGAGGCUCUAUGUUGUCGACGGGGGCCUCUCGUUUAACUCCCCCUAUCCGCUGUUGCUUCGACCACAACGCGGUGUCGAUAUCAUCCUGUCAUUUGACUUCAGUGCCAGAAAAUCAGACACCACGUUUCCCUUUAAGGAGCUGAUGCUAGCCUCCGAGUGGGCGGCACUGAACAACGUCCCGUUCCCCAAGAUCGACCCCGGGGUGGUAGAUCUGGAGGGUCUCAAGGAGUGUUACGUGUUUGAGAACAAGGACGACCCACGCUGUCCCAUCGUCAUGCAUUUUGUGCUUUGUAACAUCACAUUUCGCCAAUUCAUGAUCAACAAAGCAGGUACUGAGCCAGUGAAAAGACGAACGAAGGAAGACAAGGAUUACGCAGAUUUUGACAUUUUUGACGAUCCAAACAGACCCUACUCAACAUUCAAAUUCCAAUACGACAAGAAGGAAUUUGACAGACUAGCUGAUCUUACGGAGUUUAACACGCUUUAUUUCAAAGAUCUCAUUAUAGAGAAGGUGAAACAGUGUGUGAAACGCGUUCAUCAGUACCACUCGUUCAAGCGACGACCCAUCAUGUUGAAGGACAUUGGUAAGCUGCGACUGCAGAAAAACAAAGCCAGACAAUUAGAACAGUUUGUGAAAUCAUUUGACGAAGAUGAUGGUGACUUCCCUUUAACGUGAAGCAAUAUUGGUACAAAAUAAUGUCGCAACUUAUUCACUUGCCAAAUAUUUGAUCUUGAGAUUUCACGUAUUUUGAUAAAUAAUUUUAUGUUUUGAAAUUCAAAAUAACAUUAGGAUUUUAAUUUUUUUUUGUAUUAUGUGACAAAGUUAAAUUGUGUAAAGUAAUUUUGUAUGGACAUUUGUAGUAUCCAAUAGCAGAUCAGCAGAUCAAAUAUGAUAAGAUAGCAAUUAUUAUUAUACAAAAAGCAUAGGUAUUGCAGUAAAGUUGCACUGUAAUCAUUAACAGACAAUUCCCCAUAUGUCUUUCUUAUUUUACUAACUUAUUUACAUUUUUAUAUAUGUUUUGUUGUAAUAUGUUUGUAUUGUACUUAGAGUAGAAAACACUUGGAUCACUUUCUUAUCAUAUACAUGUGUUUUAAGUUCAAAUGGGUUGGAAAAAUCCAUAUAUAAAUUUUUCAAAUAUUUCCUGACCUUUCUUUACCAUACUAAGUUUUUUACGAGUAUUAAUGCGAGUAUAUAAGAUUGUUAAACAAAACACAAAUUCAAACAAUUUCUUAUUUUUUCUUUUGUUCAGUAUUCUUUCAUUGUUGGGAAACCCCAUUAACGAGGAGAAAUUUGUUCACACAAAACUUAAAAACAUAAUGGUUCUGAAACAAAUACGACUAAAUGUGUCAAUAUCGGUGUAGAUCAUAUCUUGAUGAGUUUAUUUAAAUUAAAAUAUUUUAUAUUUAUUACCAAUAAAAUAUAGUCAAUUAAUAUGAUUUGUUCAUUACUUUAAUGUUCAUAUUCAUUUGUUGGUCAUAUUGUUAUAUGAUGUACAUGUUAAACUAAAGUUAUUUUAUUAACAUUGCUUUUACAUGUAUGCUUGUUUGUUUUUUUCAUAAACAUUUUUCAUAUUUAUACAUAAAUUCUAAUUAAAAACUUAAAGUGCAA